Molecule: messenger RNA, 663 nt
Organism: Manihot esculenta (cassava)
Lineage: Eukaryota; Viridiplantae; Streptophyta; Magnoliopsida; Malpighiales; Euphorbiaceae
Product: protein PELPK1-like
Exons: 1
Coding region: 86-472 (128 amino acids)
Source: RefSeq, a predicted model, not a curated record
AACAUCAUCACAACCAACAAAAUUGAGGAGAAAUUUAUUUAUUAUUCACUUUGCAGCUGGUUGCAAUUGAUCCUGUCGCCAAAUUAUGGCCAAUCUUCGCUCCCCUUCCCUCAUCAUUAUGCUCUCGCUCAUCGCUCUAUCAAUCUCCGCAGAUGCACGACAACUUUUAGAGACAACAUUGCCGAAGGUACCUGAGCUUCCCAAGCCUGAGUUGCCUGAGCUACCAUCUCUGCCUAAGGUUGACUUUCCACCAUUGCCUGAAGUUCCAACCUUUCCUAAACCUGAACUUCCCACACUGCCAAAACCUGAAUUGCCUGAGUUGCCAAAGCUUGAAAUUCCCACUCUUCCAAAACCUCAAUUGCCCGAGUUAUCAAAACCUGAACUGCCAGCUUUUCCCCACUUGCCUGAGUUGCCAAACCCCACAUUGCCUACCAAGGACACCAAACCUCCUCAAUCAACUACCAGUCCUUAGACAUACUUUCAAUGUUUGAUCUUGCAGGGAUGACUUCAUCUUUUGCAUUGAUCAGUAUCCUUUAUUCUUCCAAAGUGUCUGAUUCAUAUUUUAUUGUCCAAGCUUGUAUUCUCCAUACUUCUGUUUCAACUAUUUGUAUGAUAUACGUCGUCGGUUUAUAUUCUAUAUACAAAAUUGAUCAGCUUAUUUAA